Molecule: messenger RNA, 2438 nt
Organism: Oreochromis niloticus (Nile tilapia)
Lineage: Eukaryota; Metazoa; Chordata; Actinopteri; Cichliformes; Cichlidae
Gene: or6at1
Product: odorant receptor, family 6, subfamily AT, member 1
Exons: 6
Coding region: 1185-2240 (351 amino acids)
Biological process (GO): G protein-coupled receptor signaling pathway
Cellular component (GO): membrane
Molecular function (GO): olfactory receptor activity; G protein-coupled receptor activity
Source: RefSeq, a predicted model, not a curated record
UCUCCCCACCUUCACCCAGUAUGUUACCUGCCACACCAGAGACAAUAAAACAUUGGACUUAUUGUAUGCCAACACCAAGGAGGCAUACAGCUCCUCACCUCUCCCUCCCCUGGGGGGCUCAGAUCACAAUCUGGUUCAUCUCCAGCCUGUGUAUAAACCUCUAGUACACAGAGAACCAGUUGUGAAACGCACAGUAAGGAAAUGGUCAGCAGAGACUGAAGAGGCCCUGAGGGACUGUUUCUGUUCUACUGUGUGGGACAACCUCUGCAGGCCCCUGGAGGAUGACCUCAACAGCAUCACAGACUGCAUUACGGAUUACAUGAACUUCUGUAUGGACAACACCGUACCCAUCAUAAAGUCCUCUCACCCUAUGACAGUUGGGAAGGCUCGAGCCCUCCAGCCUCCAGGAUAAGCAGAGGAAAAUGGACGGAUGGGUUCCCUCCCAGAGCCUGGUUCUGCCAGAGGUUUCUUCCUGUUAAAAGGGAGUUGUUUCCUUUUUUAUGUUCAUUUAAAUAAUUGUUUGUGGGGUUUUUUGGAGGGGGGGUUUGUGUGAAUAGAGCUGUGGCUGUAAGGUUGUUUAUGCCUGUCAUGUUGCUAAUCCCAGGUGGGGAGCCCUAACAGCCUUGUUUAGCCUUUGGGACUUCUGAGGCAGCUGACAGAUACUGGCAGGUCAACUAGAGUGCAGGUCUGGAGGUCGUUGAACCCAUGGAAUCAGACUUUUGGUCAGCUUUGAUUACUGUGGCAAUCUAGUACAGGUGGCCAUUUCAGCCCUGAGCUGAGGUGAAGAAAAAAUUAAAAAAAUCAUUUCCCUAAAAUUGCCCUGCAAAGUGAGAAUACUCAAACACACACACACACACACACACACACACACACACACACACACACACAAUUAAAGCAACAAUUUCUAUAAUGAGAAGGUUAAGCAAGUGUUUUGAAGCAGGUGUUUCUUACCAUUCCUCCAGGGACAAUUAUAUUUCUGUGCUUUUUGCAUUUAAACCCACAAAGGUACCUAAAAACAAGUCCCUUUGGUAUUCUUUGUGUUGUUGUGUGUUACAUUUUUAAUUCUGAUGCUCUGAUGUAACUCGGCCUAAUUAAAGUUCUCUGGUCACUCAUUGGAUAGUUGUUUUUUCUUGAAAAGGCAGAAUGUGGAGCAGUGGACUUGUGUCCUGUUUAGAGAUCCAGAGAUGGAGCUUUGGACAUUUGAUAUUCCAGCCCAAAGUCCCAGAGAUUUCCCGCCUUUGUCAACCAAUCACAGAUCUAGUUCUGCUAACGGGACCUUGGAACUCAGUGGUGUCACGUUCUUUAUCAUCCAGGGCCUCACAAACCUCGAUGAGAAAAAGAUAAUCCUUUUUUCCAUCCUGUUGCUGAUUUACAUCAUGAUCCUGGGAGGAAACAGCAUCAUCAUCUAUGUGGCACUGACGGAUCCAAAGCUCAACUCUCCACUGUACUUCUUCCUCUGCAACCUCUCCUUUGUGGACAUGGUCUACACCACUACCACCAUCCCCAACAUGCUAUCUGGCUUACUGACAGAUAUCUUAACCAUCUCUGUCCUGGGCUGCUUCCUCCAGAUGUACUUCUUCAUUCAAUUAUCUGUUACCGGCCGUGCCAUUCUCACAGUCAUGGCAUACGAUCGCUACGUGGCGAUCUGCACCCCUCUGCAAUACAACAGCAUCAUGACCCGGCCUGUCCGACUGCUACUUGUUGCAGGAGCCUGGGGAUUUGGUGCAGUUUGCACACUUCCUGCUACUGUGAUUGCCUUUGAGAGGCCUUACUGUGGCCCAAAUGUGGUGAAACAUGCCUGGUGCGACCCAUCUUCUGUAAGGCGGCUUGUGUGUGGUGACACCUCUUUGGAUAACAUUGUGUCUCUCUCUUUUGCAAUGGUGGCGCUGCUGACCACAGGUAUCCUCAUACUCUCCUCCUACAUCUUGAUUGGUGUUUCCAUAUCCAGGAUGGUUGUUGCUCAGAGGCUGAAGGCGUUCAGAACAUGUGCUGCCCACCUGACUGUGGUGUCCAUCUCUUAUGCGGCAGCCUCAUUUGUAUACAUUUCCUACCGAGUGGGAAACUUUUCACCAGAGGUGCGGAUCAUUGUGUCUGUGCUGUACUCUGCUCUGACUCCAUUCCUGAACCCGAUGAUCUAUAGUCUGAGGAACAAAGAGCUGCGAGAGUCUAUCAGAAGGACUUUGGGCAGGUUCAGACCUGCUGCUGUGUUGCCCACCAAGGAAAUCAGCACUUUGUCCUGAUCAAGUGUCUCACACAAAACAUAUUUAGAAACUGUGAUCCUUUAAUUACAUUGUUGAUUGUGCCAAUAAUAAUAAUAAAUGUCCAUUUGUUUAUGUACUGAUGAGCUCAUAUAUAAAAUCUGAUAAAGUACUGCAUUAAUUUGUUAACAUUUUGUACUUGUGGUUCCCUUGUCUCAGUCACUUUCUUUUAAUGUUUGA